Messenger RNA from Blumeria graminis f. sp. triticale, 924 nucleotides. The record is from the annotation of a GenBank genome assembly. NCBI's taxonomy places the organism in Eukaryota, Fungi, Ascomycota, Leotiomycetes, Helotiales, Erysiphaceae.
AUGAAGGGGCUCGAUUAUAAUCUUGCCUUGGCACUCUUUUUUCCCUUUUACGUUAUCGCCGAGAUUCCAAGUAACAUGUUGAUGAAACGACUACGGCCCAGUGUUUGGUUGACUAUAAUAAUGGUCUCCUGGGGUUUAAUAACUACCUUUAUGGGGCUCGUUCAAAACUUGGGAGGGCUCAUAGCAUGUCGAAUUUUCCUUGGUAUCGCUGAAGGCGGUCUUUUCCCCGGUGUAAGCUACUUUAUAACUAUGUGGUAUCGUCGACAUGAGUGUGGUUUUCGCAUAGCCCUUUUCUUCUCAGCAGCAACAGCAGCAGGCGCCUUUGGGGGACUCCUUGCCCGCGGCAUCGCCGAGAUGGAUGGAGUUGGAAAUAGGGCUGGAUGGUCAUGGAUUUUCAUACUUGAGGGACUUUUAACCCUGAUAGUGAGUGGUUUUUCUUCUUCGUUUGUCCAUGAUUAUCCCGCUUCACUGACAUUUCUCAGUGCUAAGUUUCUGAACGCCGAGGAGCGAAUUGAAGUCCAGAGGCGGCUCUUAGAAGAUGAUGGAUCCUCCGACGAGUUCAGUGUAAAAUUUUUUUACCAAGCCCUCCGAGACUGGAAAAUAUGGGUCAUGAUGUUCAUUACCAUUGGCAUCUUCACACCGCUGUAUUCUAUUUCACUUUUCCUACCCACAAUUAUUAAUCAAUUUGGUUAUUCUAACAACACAUCACAAUUACUCACCGUUCCGCCUUACCUCGUGGCAUGCUUCUGCACAAUCGUGGGAAACUAUGCAGCAGAUAAGAUGAGACAGAGAGGUCCAUUCCUACUUGGAUUUGAGACGAUUGCCGUUGUUGGAUUUUUGAUGCUCAUCACCAGCAGGAUUCCUCAUCUGCAAUACGCAGGCGCCUUCUUCGCCGCAUCAGGUCUGUACAUGACGAGGUAUUGA